UUUGUGCUGUGUGAUAUGUGAAUGAUUUGUUGUGUGCUGUUAUUGUUUGAAUUUUUUAGCUCUGGAAGUUUUAAACUUCUGAAAAAUGUAAAGAUCAAAGUUCGAAUAGCACAAUUUUUUGUUGAUAUUGUGUGAAUAGCAUCCUGUUUGGCCUUCAGACCUGUUUUUCAGCUGUAAACAAAAGAGAAAAAUAGAAGAUCCAGAAGAAUCUAAUAGUUGUGCAUUUUCAAUGCGCUUUAACUUUGUCAUUCUUUCCUACUCUCAGGUCAUUUCAAAUUCUACAUAUUCCAAUUAUUUGUUCAUUCUCUCGCUGUUUCUGAAGUGCAUGACUCUCAUACAUAGAACUCUCAUAAGCUGAUAAGAAUUAAGAGAGUUAAUCAUAUUAUCUCUAAAAAACUGAUUUGUCACUCAGUAUGAACUCAACUUUCGGCAGCAUAAGUUUAAAAAUUUUGUUCAAGUAAUGGAUAAUUUAGUGAAGGGAUGGUUCAGUGAAAUCACUGAUCUUUGGCCAGGUCAAUGCUUUUCAUUGAAAGUCAAUAAAGUCAUUCAUGAAGAAAAAUCAGAAUUUCAAAGCAUAAAACUCGUUGAGACCGAGACAUACGGUCGAGUUUUAAUUCUUGAUGAUGUUAUUCAAUGUACAGAACGUGAUGAAUUCGGGUAUCAGGAACUAAUUUCCAUGAUUCCAAUAUGUGCUCAUCCAAAUCCAGAAAGAGUUUUGAUUGUAGGCGGGGGAGAUGGGGGAGUAGCAAGAGAAGUUUCAAAACAUCCAGCUGUAAAGGAAGUUUAUCAAGUUGAAAUUGAUGGACGGGUUGUUGAUUUAUCAAAAAAGUAUUUACCAUUCAUGGCAUGUGGAUUUGAAUCUCCGAAAGUGAACUUAACAAUUGGCGAUGGAUUUGAAUUCAUGAAGAAUCAUAAGGAACAAUUUGAUGUUAUUAUUACUGAUUCUAGUGAUCCAGUUGGACCAGCUGUUUCACUUUUCCAAGAACCUUACUUCCAACUGAUGAAGAAUGCAUUACGUCCAGGAGGAAUUGUUUGUUCACAAGGCAGUAGUUUUUGGAUUGAUGUUAAACACGUUAAAGAAACAAUCGAUGCAUGUGGUCUACACUUUAAAAAUGUGUCAUAUGCUUGUGCUGUCGUUCCAUCAUAUCCGUGUGGAAAUAUCGGAUUCGUCAUUGGAUGUUUAGAUGAAAAUAUUGACUUGAGUGAUCCAGUCCAAAAGUUCACUAAUGAAGAACUUGAUAAAUUGAACUUCCGUUACUACACAACAAAGGUUCAUAAGGCAGCAUUUGUAUUGCCACGUUUUGCUGAGAAAGCAUUAGAAAAUUUAAGCACAAAAAUGUCUGAAUCAAAUCAAAUUAAUAAUUCUGGUGAUAAAGUGGCUAGUCUAAUGAAAGAGGCUGAAAAUUUAAAGCAAAAGCUGGAAGAAGAACGUCAAAAGCUUAAUGAUGUCACACUAUCAUCAAUUGCUGACCGAUUGGAAAUGAUAAGUUAUCUUAAUAUUAAGCCUCGUCGCAUAUUAAAGGGACAUCAGGCUAAAGUUUUAUGCAGUGAUUGGUCUCCUGAUAAAAGACACAUCGUAAGUAGCUCCCAGGAUGGGAAGUUAAUUAUUUGGGAUGCUUUUUCUACGAAUAAGGAACACGCACUUACAAUGCCAGCAACUUGGGUCAUGAGUUGCUCAUACUCAACCUCCGGAAAUGCUGUUGCAUGUGGAGGACUUGAUAAUAAAGUCACUGUAUAUCCAAUUACGACUGAAGAGGAUAUCUCCUCUCGCAAGAAGACCGUCGGUACUCAUACAAGCUACAUGAGUUGUUGCCUAUUCCCAAAUUCAGAUCAGCAAAUUUUAACUGGCAGUGGCGAUUCCACUUGUGCUUUGUGGGAUGUUGAGUCAGGUCAGUUAUUACAAAGCUUUCACGGUCAUUCUGGUGAUGUCAUGGCCAUUGAUCAAGCACCAAAUGAAACUGGAAAUACAUUCGUGUCUGGCAGCUGUGAUAAAAUGGCAUUUAUUUGGGACAUGAGAACAAGUCAUGUCGUACAAUCAUUCGAAGGACAUCAGUCUGAUAUUAAUAGCGUUAAAUUUCAUCCAAGCGGUGAUGCCAUUUCUACAGGUAGCGAUGAUUCAACAUGUCGCUUAUUUGACUUGAGGGCCGAUAAGGAAGUCGCUGUUUAUAGUAAGGAAAGCAUCAUUUUUGGAGUAAACUCAGUCGACUUUUCAGUAAGUGGACGACUUUUAUUUGCCGGCUAUAAUGACUAUACAGUUAAUGUUUGGGACACUUUAAAAAGUCAACGAGUAUGUCUAUUAUAUGGCCAUGAGAAUAAGGUUUCAUGUUUACAAGUUUCUCCAGAUGGAACUGCUCUUUCAACUGGCAGUUGGGAUUUUACAUUGAGAAUUUGGGCUUAA
Messenger RNA from Chironomus riparius, 2398 nucleotides. Lineage: Eukaryota; Metazoa; Arthropoda; Insecta; Diptera; Chironomidae. The record is from the annotation of a GenBank genome assembly.